ACAACUUCACCUCGAAAGAACGCCCUUCGCCGGUCAGAUUGGCUCAGGUUCUUCCCCUUGCUCCGUCCUGCUACCGAAUUACAAAGCAUGAGUGGGUAGCGCUCUUGUCCAUCAAUAAUAUAUUCGCGGAUACCUUUGCUAAUUUCCCGAAGAGUUGUGCAGGUGCGCGCAGAACUCUGGUCGGAGGCGAAGCUUGUCCCUGAACAUCGGAUGACUGAAGGGAGCGAUUAACUAGUUCUGUGAGGACAGUGGUGGAACUCCAGGGGAGGGGGGUGAAGGGUGAGACAUGGAGCUGAUGGGGUCGACGCUGACGGCCACCUACGCCCGGCCCAAAUCCAGCAGCUUCCUGCCGGCCAUUUCCACCAUGGCGGCCAGCUACCGGAGCCACCAGCCCCAGUUCGCCCUGGCGCUGAACGCCAGCCUGCCCUGGAGGGCCAACGGCUACCACAAGACUGGCAGCGGCGCCAUGCCCGCCCUGGGCACGCUGCAGCUGGCCUCCCCGGCCCUGGCGCGGGCCAAGACCAUGUUUUUCCCGUCCAACAGGACGGCGCUGACCACCCGCUACACCCCGGACGACUGGCACAAGUCCAACCAGAGCCACUACCGGGAUUCGGAGUCGUCCCGGAACAGCGCGGAGCGGCUGAGGCGGGAGACCGUCCGGCUGAUCCAGGACAAGGAUCAGCUGACCCGCCGCACGCAGGAGAACACCAGCAAGAACAUCGGCGAGCGCGUCAGCGACAUCACCUUCUGGAGGUCCGAGCUGGGCCACGAAAUCGAGAACAUGGUGGCGGAGAUCGGUGCCCUGACCGAGGUCAAGAGGAGGCUGGAGAGGGCCCUGGCCGAGACCGAGGGACCCCUGCAGGUCUCUCAGGAGUGCCUGUAUCACAGAGAGAAGAGGAUGUCCAUCGAUCUGGUGCAUGACGACGUGGAAAAGGAUCUCCUGAAGGAAGUCGAGGUCAUCAAAUCGUGUCAGGAGAGGAUGAGGAGGCAUUUGGACAAAGCCAUCGCUCAGCUUGCGUCAAACAGGGCGGCGCAGCACGAGCUGGAGAAGGACGCCAGCGACAAGGUGAGCGCCUACCGCAUCGACGACCGGUGCCACCAGCUCCGGAAUCAGUCGGACGGGAUCAGUUUCCACCGGGGGAUCGAUCGGCUGGACCCCUCGCUCUCUCUUCCCGAGUCGUGGUGCAGAUUCACGGACGGCAACAUCCUGCACUCCCAGAGCGAGCGCGCCAACUCCCACAAGCUCCGCGACGAGAUCGAGAUCCUCCUCAACGCCACCUCCAACGAGAUGUGGAACCAGUUCAACGCCGUCAACGUGGCCUUCGCCAACCGCAUGUCCGAGACCGCCGACGCCAAGAACAGCCUGCAGACCCACCUGGCUAAGACCCUCCAGGAGAUCUUCCAGACCGAGAUGCUCAUCGAGAGCCUGAAGAAGGCCAUCCGGGACAAGGAGAACCCGCUCAAGGUGGCCCAGACCCGGCUGGACGAGAGAACCCGCAGGCCCAACAUGGAGCUCUGUCGCGACAACCCCCACCACAGGCUGGUGGGGGAGGUCAGGGAGAUUGAGGACACCAUACAGAAGCUGAGGGAGAGACUGGCGGAGGCGGAGACUGCCCUGCAGAUGCUGGUGAAGACCAAGGUGACCCUGGAGCACGACCUGUCCGUCAAGGCCAACUCCCUCUUCCUGGACCAGGAGAAGUGCAUGGGCAUGAGGAGGACCUUUCCCAGCACCCCCCGUCUGGUGGGGUACACAUAGAGGAGGGGCCAUGCUGGGAGGGGGGAGGCAGGGGUGAUACGGGGUCAGGCAUGCAUACACUACACCAGGCGUAAUGUAUUGGAACCUAAUAUAGGGUUCAGGACACAGACAUGGAGUAACUCAGGAGGCCCUAGUACAGGAUAGGGUACACAUACACCUGGAGUAAUUUAUGGGAGCCUUAUGCUGGGUUGGGUACAUAUAUACCUGGGGUAACUUAUGAGAACCUUAUUCAGGGUUGGAUACACAGGCUUGGAGUAACUUAUGAGGACCGAAUACUGGGUUGGGUACACAUAUAACUGGAGUAAUUUAUGGGAGGCUUAUACAGCGUUGGGUACACAUACCCCUGGAGUAACUUAUGAGGACCUAAUGCUGGGUUGGAUACACAUAUAACUGGAGUAAGUUAUGGGAGUCUUAUACAGGAUUAGAUGCACUAACCUGGUGUAACUUAUGGCAUGGGCAUGUAAUAAAAGAUGGAGCAUCGGAUGAGUGAUUGGAGAGAGUUAAUACAGCACGAGGCACUCAUAGCUCUGGGGCAACUAAUGAAGCUGGACACACACAGACCCGGUGAAACACAACUUGCACAAAGCGGGGUGUAUGAAGAGAAAUCCACGGUAGCCUUGCACAAGCUGGGAUACACAUAGAUCUUGGGUAUUGCAUGUUAGAUUAGUGUAAAGCUUUGGUUACACACAGAGUAGAUCUGUAGAAGUGCACUGCAGUCUAUUUCAGAGUGUGGACACGCAUUUCCACACUGGAGUAGAGUAUGGGUGUCUAAUAUUGGGUACGCACCUUUAGCAACACAUGGUAGUCUGUUACAAGAGAGAGAUUUUCCUGGAGUUACACAUGGAGACUAAUAAAGUGUUGAGUGCAAGCAGAAUUGGAGUAGUUCUUAGUAACUGAAUAUAGGGUGGGGCACGCAUGUUGUUUCUGCAAAAAUGUUCCCCACCCCUAAUCUCAAAACCCUUCCCCGUCAAUAAAACCAUUAAAGGACAGUGAUUUUA
This is a messenger RNA of Anguilla rostrata (American eel), 2754 nucleotides long. It is a transcript of the gene tekt3, whose product is annotated as tektin 3. Lineage: Eukaryota; Metazoa; Chordata; Actinopteri; Anguilliformes; Anguillidae. The transcript is spliced from 8 exons. Bases 287 to 1756 code for a protein of 489 amino acids. Gene Ontology annotation, biological process: cilium assembly; cilium movement involved in cell motility. Gene Ontology annotation, cellular component: microtubule cytoskeleton; sperm flagellum; nucleus. The record is from RefSeq and is a predicted model, not a curated record.